Messenger RNA from Fimicolochytrium jonesii, 1083 nucleotides. Its product is annotated as Tim17/Tim22/Tim23/Pmp24 family-domain-containing protein. Gene Ontology annotation, cellular component: peroxisomal membrane. The record is from RefSeq and is a predicted model, not a curated record. The coding region runs from base 166 to 759 and encodes 197 amino acids. Lineage: Eukaryota; Fungi; Chytridiomycota; Chytridiomycetes; Spizellomycetales; Powellomycetaceae. The transcript has 5 exons.
CCCUCCGGUCCUUCCCGCAACAUCCGUCACAUAAACACAUCGAGGCCAUCGUCGCCAUCCCUCGCUCUCAGCCCACCGCUCACUCCCACCGCAGGGCACAUACGCCUCCCCACCGUUUGACCACCCGACGCUGCUGCACAUUGUCCCCCCCACUCGUAACACAAAAUGGAAGCCCUCAACGCAUUACUCGCGUCAGGACAGCACCAUGACCUGCUGUCCAUCGUCAAAGGGUUCCGCAAUGGCGCUGUUUACGGAGCGAAAGUGCGCUUCCCACACGCGCUAGUCAUGACCUUCCUCUUCCGGACCGGCAGCCUCCAAGAAAAGCUCCGUUUCAUCCUAAAAGCGACGUACCAGCACUCGCGCAACCUGGCCUUCUUUGUGACGAUCUACAAGUCGCUGAUGCUGCUGCAGCGGACGGUCAAAGGCGGGAAGGAGCAUGGCGCGGACGCAUUUGUGGCGGGGGUUGUGGGAGGGUAUGUUGUUUUUGGAAAGAAUAAUAAUGUUAAUAAUCAGAUCGUGCUAUACCUCUUCUCCCGCAUCAUGAUCGGCCUCGCCAAACUCGCGGUCAAGAAGCAAGUGCUGCCGGAACCCAAGCACACCUUCCCCGUGUUUGCUGCCCUCGUCUGGGGUAUCGUGAUGUGGCUAUUCAGACAUAACCGCGACACACUACAAGGAUCGUUGCAGGCGUCGAUGCAUUACUUGUACAACGAUUCGGACAACUUUGAUACCUUCAAGAACUUUCUGUGGCAUAAUCGUUGAGCUGGAUUGAUGGGGUGGAGGCGGUAGUGGGCCCGGGGAAAAGUUUUGCAAUCGCGACGAGGAGGAGUUGUGAAGGUUUUCUUGAAUGAAGAGCUUUUUUCAUUUCUGUCUUGUUUUGUGUGUAUAUACAGUUUGAGAAAAACACUUUUUGCAUGAUCGAAGGAAGAGGAUACAGUUGAAGCUAGACUAGUACUGAAGAGUGAGGGUAUGGAAUCAUUACACAAGCCGCAUUGGGGGGGGGGGGGGGAUUAGCGCAGGGAUUAUAAACAGAUAUGCAAGACAAAGUGAGAAAGACAACUUUCCCUCACUGUCUCAAAUCAAUCA